Molecule: messenger RNA, 354 nt
Organism: Lottia gigantea (owl limpet)
Lineage: Eukaryota; Metazoa; Mollusca; Gastropoda; Lottiidae
Exons: 1
Source: RefSeq, a predicted model, not a curated record
GAAUUCAAUCGAACCUUAGCAGAAUACGAGACAGGCUUCGGUGCGGUUUAUCUGAACCGUUGGAUUGGAUUCAAUCAUAUCUUAGCUAUUCUGAAUAAUCCUCAUUCUAGUUUCACUUUGAAGGUUCAACUUCUAGAUAUUAAUUGGGUUAAUUGUGAAAAUAGGUAUACUAAUUUUGAAAUUGGAGACAAAACCACUAACUACGUAUUAAGCCUCAACGCAGAUACAGCUAAUUGUGGAGAAUCGAUUACUGGUACACCAAACUUGAACGGCAGGCCGUUUUCUACCUAUGACGUUGAUUUUACUGGUGUUCAUGAGUGUGCCUUAAAUUAUGGUGGCGGUUGGUGGUUUGAU